AUGUCACUAAUAUUAAAAGCUAACGCACCGAGUGACUCGACUCGGCCGAGCGACUAUCCUAUGGACGAAGACGCGACGAGGGAGCCGAGUCGGCUCUGCCCCGCCGCGUCCCGUGUGCAUUCGAGUGAUCAAACGAGACUUGCUGUCGAACGAUUCGCCUCUAUCGGAAAAGUCUACAAAAAUAUCGAUAUAUUCAACAAUGAAUGCUGCGUGCCUCGAAGCUCUUGUGUCAGUGCAGUACGAAGUGUCGUCGUCUCCAAACCGCCUACUCUCUAA
Messenger RNA from Leptosia nina, 276 nucleotides. NCBI's taxonomy places the organism in Eukaryota, Metazoa, Arthropoda, Insecta, Lepidoptera, Pieridae. The record is from the annotation of a GenBank genome assembly.